Pelodiscus sinensis (Chinese soft-shelled turtle) is the source of this 4186-nucleotide messenger RNA. Lineage: Eukaryota; Metazoa; Chordata; Testudines; Trionychidae. The record is from RefSeq and is a predicted model, not a curated record.
CUCCGUGCGGCGACGUGUCCCAGCAGCCAGGCGCUGCAUUGAGCAGAGCCUGGUCGCCCACCGAAGGGAGCGGGGGCCGCGCCUGGGGGAAGCUCUCCCUGCCUCGUUUGCAAGCCACUGCUAACGGGACCAGCAUGAUGAAGGGCUGUCAAAAUGAGUGCAUAGCUGGAGGAUGUGCAGGGGGAGCCACAAAGCAAGUGACUGAAUCUUUCAAGGCUGCAGACUUAAUUAUUAACCCAGCUACUACUUUCAAGGAUAAACCAGACCCCAGUGGUUUGGUGUUCGGAACUGUUUUCACGGACAACAUGCUGACAGUAGAAUGGUCUUUGGCUUCGGGAUGGGAGAAACCCCAGAUUAAGCCUCUUGAGAACCUUUCCUUACAUCCAGCCUCAUCAGCUCUCCACUAUGCUGUGGAACCAAGAGGACAGACAGAGGAGAAUCUGGUGCCAAUGCUGUGGCUCAAUGAAUACACACUGUUUGAAGGAAUGAAGGCUUAUCGAGGAGUGGAUGAUAAAAUCCGCCUGUUCCGCCCAAUGCUCAACAUGGACAGGAUGCUGCGGUCAGCGGUGCGAGCAACACUGCCAUGUUUUGACAAGGAGGAGCUAUUAGAGUGCAUUCGGAAGCUUGUAGAAGUGGAAAAGGACUGGGUCCCACACUCUACGUCUGCAAGCCUGUACAUCCGCCCUACUUUAAUUGGAACAGAGCCUUCCCUUGGAGUCAAGAAGCCAACUAAAGCUCUGCUGUAUGUUAUCCUGAGUCCUGUGGGUCCAUACUUUGCAAGCGGAAGCUUUAAUCCAAUAUCCUUAUGGGCAGAUCCCAAAUAUGUGAGAGCCUGGAAAGGAGGAACGGGGGACUGCAAAUUGGGAGGGAAUUAUGGUUCUUCUAUCUAUGCCCAACGUGAAGCUGUGGAAUUAGGGUGUCAGCAGGUUCUUUGGCUGUAUGGAGAGGAUCAUCAAAUCACUGAAGUUGGCACAAUGAAUCUUUUCCUGUACUGGGAAAACGAAGAUGGAGAAAAGGAAUUGGCAACCCCGCCACUAGAUGGCCUCAUUCUUCCUGGAGUGACGAGGCAAAGCAUCUUGGAGCUGGCACACCAGUGGGGAGAAUUUAAAGUGUCUGAGCGAUACAUCACCAUGAGUGAUCUGACAGCUGCUUUGGAAGAAAACAGAGUGAAGGAGAUGUUUGGUGCGGGGACAGCUUGUGUCGUAUGUCCUAUUUCUAAAAUAUUAUACAAAGGCAAGAAUUUGCACGUUCCAACUAUGGAGAAUGGACCGCAGUUAGCAACCCGCUUCCUGAAUCAGCUGACUGAUAUCCAAUACGGAAGAGAAGACAGCGAGUGGACACUCCUGGUGUCAUGAAGUGGAGGGGAUCGGACCUUCCAUACACUAUGCGACAGGCCAAACCGUUACACCAGAACAAUCACGAUUUUUCUGUAGCUGCCUGUUUAGAGCUGUGUGUACGGUAGUCAGUGUUGUCCCUUUCUUCCCCAGGGUGAUUGUUUCCACAUGCCAGGCAAUGUGAACACAAUCAUUAUGAGUUCUACUGUAGUCUUGCUAAUAGAAGUCUGUCUUCUUCUUAGAGGUGCUAGAUGUAAGCAAUAGAACUGUCCCAAUUCUUUUCUUGGUGCCUCCUUGUGUCUUAUGGGCAGUCCCAAAACUUGUCAAGUAUUCUUCAACUGCUCUUCAGCGUAAGCCUCAGUGUUUUUUCAACUGCCACCACUAUUGGGGCAGACUGCCAUAUAAAAAAUGUUGCCCAUUACUUAAGGGAACAGUCUCUAUCCCUUCAUCCUAUUUCGUUUAUGUCCUAGGACAAUGGAUAAUUUUUUCCGCCCUUCAGAGCCCGGCGACACCAGUCCUAAAUCAGCUUACAAGAACCAGCAAAGUGAUCUUUCCUCACCCACAGCUUUACCGUGCUCCCUGUCCUGGCUGGCCCACUUGUUUCUUAAUAUGAUCUUUCUGUUUUCUGAAAAGGCCGUGGCAGUGGGGCCAACUGUGAGACGGGCCCUAGGGCAAGGCAGGAAAGACCCUGAUCCAUGACCCCGGAAGGGGCAGGGCCUCAGGUGGAAGGGAGGGGCUGGGGCUAGGUAGCCUUAGUGCACCGGGAAAGCACCGACCCUCUCCCAGGCAGUCCUUGGUGCUGCCUGGACCACAUCAUAUAGCACUCCAGCAGCAAUUUAAAGGGGCUGGGACUCCAGCCACCACCACUGCCUCCCUGUAGUAACAACAGCAGAGGCCAGGAACUCUUGGCCCUUUUAUAUCAUCGGGUCCCAGGGCAAUUGCCCCCUUUGCUGCCCCACUCGCCAUCGGCAUGGGUUCAGUAUGGGUUCUCCUACAUCUUCCCCUGCUUGCCAGUGGAACAGUGCCCACACUGAUGAAUUUCGUUGACCCUUUGUCAUCUUCUAAUGCCACUAUUCCCCCUUUGUACACCAUUAGACUCAUGGAACACACUUUUGGUGUCACUUGGAGACAGAUACAGAGCUCAUAGUUAGGGAAAUUAAUCAUUAGGGAAAUAACUUCUGCACAUUUUCUUUUAGCUAUUAAGUAUGCUACCAUCCGCAUACGCUUUCUCAUUUAUGUGCACACUUUUCUCGCCUAGCUUUAAGAUACCGCUUGCCAACAAAGAAACUACAGUAUUCUGUAGCAAUCCUCCAAAAUGCUGAGAGCCUGAUUCUUCUGUUCCUCUGGCAUAAAACUGAUCUAGCUUCAUAGAUGUGGAGUUAAACCUGCAUAAAAUUAGUCUAACAGGAAGGCGUAUCAGACCCUCUAUUUUGCAAUAGCCAUACAGCAAGUGUUCUGGGAACUUACUAGUAUUUUUUAAUAAGGAGGGGGAAGUUUCUCUCCAACAAUUUCUAAUAGACACCACCUAUUGCAUACACUACAUGAGCAGACCCCUGUGUAAAUCACCAGAUUAAAUUAUCCUCAGGGUUUUCUUGUACAGUAUUUGGUCAAACAUUAACACUCAGUCUCUUCUAGGCCAUCCUUUUCUCCUGGUCCCUUGAGUGGUGGGUUAGACACAUCCUGCUGCAGUCUAUUCAGAAACCUUAAUGAAGAACAGUUGAAGGUUAUAGGUGACAAUUGUUCAGAGUCAGUGGUUGGACAGUGUUCUAUUUAGAAUAUACCUACAAGCACAACGUGUUGUUUUGUUCAUGGUAGCACUAGUACCGUGUAUCUCUUCUACUCACAGUUUGAAUCUGUACUAUGCUCUGGUCUCUGUCGAGUUUCUUGCAAUGUAUUGUAUUAUUGGUCUGGUGGAAAAAUGCAUGAGGGCUACGUUGAGAUAUGAUAUGGGGUAGAGGAGUUUUUCCAACAAGGCAAGUACCAUAACUGAAGAGUGCCUUUGACUGGAGUAUAUGUCAUGGAGCUUAUUACCAAGUUACGUAAUCAGUGAGACUAAAUGGCUUCCGAUUACUGAAUUGUAACCUGUUUCCUCAUGGUUAACUUAGAUAAUUGACAGCAAAAAUCUAGGUGGUUCUUUUUGACUGAGGUGCCUGGGGGAUGGGAUGUGCAACACCCAUACUUAUUAUGUAUAGUAUUAAGAGACGUUACACGUCAAAUUCCCCAUGGACAAUACUGACAGUAAUCUACUCACAAGUCAGAGUGAAGAAAUGAAGACCAGUUACAAUGAUUGAUUUAGAGUGGUUAACACCUUAAAGCAGCAUUUCUCAAACUGUGGGUCCCGACCCCAUGGGGGGGUCGCAAGCAACUUAGAGGGGGGUUGCGAGCAACUGAGAAGCUGGUUGCAGCAAUGGAGGGGGGGAGGGAGGCGCAGUAUCACAGGUUUGAGAACCCCUGCCUUAAAGAGGUAAGUGAAACUGUUCUUAAAUCAGACUACAGUUAUUUGAGGUGGGGUUGGACAUUGGCUUUAGUUGUUGUGGUCGACACUGACUCGUGGGGAGACCGGAGUUAGACCUUCUUUUAUCUCUUUAACUCAUAUACUGCUGAGACCUCAAAAAUGCAAGGGCUAAUGUAAGACAAAAUUAGAAGGUCCACAAAAAUGUGAACUAUUUCCCAAGGGGAAAAUAGUGAAACCAUGUUGUAUAUUCUCAGUCAGCUAGAGACGCCUCUGUGAAUACUUUUGCUUUUUCUUGGUAAAUUCAAACAGUCUUGGAUUAUUUUCAUUCAGGCUCUGAGUGAAUAGGUACCAGGUUUUAAACAUUAUAUCCUAAAUAAAAAGAACUAUCAGGACAUAA